Amphimedon queenslandica is the source of this 670-nucleotide messenger RNA. RefSeq lists its product as uncharacterized. The transcript is spliced from 4 exons. Lineage: Eukaryota; Metazoa; Porifera; Demospongiae; Haplosclerida; Niphatidae. The record is from RefSeq and is a predicted model, not a curated record. Bases 36 to 617 code for a protein of 193 amino acids.
GUACAAAAGGAGUUGGCUUCAGAAAGGAUUCUGCAAUGUAUGAGGUUGAUUUGUUAAAAAGUGAUGCAUAUGGUGAUGUAGUAUCAAAGAUUAGUGAGGUGCUUGAUGUUGAUGAUACUGACUGUGUUUUGCUGUCUCUUCGUGGUUGUAUUAUUAAAGAUGAAACAAUAGAAACUGGUAGCAGGUCUCAAAAAUGGACCCUAGGUGCUUAUCUUGCUAAACGUCACAUUGCACCUGACAAACUCACUCUUGGUAUUGGUAGUGACAUUUUCAUUCAAGAAAGAAAGAAACAGAAAAGAGAUGAUGGUAGCAAAGAACAAAACUUAGUCAGUGAUAAAGUAGGAAAGAGCUAUCUCAAGGACCAGUUUAAUGAUGUUCAAAUAUUUGAUGAUAAUUCUUGUGAAGAGUCAAGUGAUGCAUACGAAGUUCUAUAUUGUUUUGAAGAAGAUAGUAUAGCAUUAACUCAGUAUGAGGUGUGGCUGAAGGAUAAUGGUCAUCCAGAAAAAAUGGAUUGUUUUGGAGCUUUUAACCCUUCUUCGGAUUUUACAGUAUUUAAAGUGAUUCGGAAGCGAGAUCAUUUGAUACUUUAUGAGCCAAAUAAUAGUAGACGUGAGUAAUUUAAUGCAUUGUAUUAACUAUAUUUGAAAAAAUGUUUAGUCCAAUUAUUUAG